AUGGGUUACAAAGUCGGGUGCCUCCUCAUAUAUAAGAGGCUAAGGAAACAACAGCGAGAUGCUGCCAGGAAGGGCGUCGUGAGGAAGAAGGCAGUGACCCGCUCCGUCAAGGCUGGGCUCCAGUUCCCCGUCGGCCGCAUCGGGCGCUACCUCAAGAAGGGCCGCUACGCGCAGCGCGUCGGCUCCGGCGCCCCGGUCUACCUCGCCGCCGUUCUUGAGUACCUCGCCGCCGAGUUAACUGCCGAUUUUGUCCUCGAGCUCGCCGGCGACGCGGCCAAGGAAAGCAAGAAGGCGCGCAUCAUCCCGCGCCACCUGAUGAUAGCCGUCCAGGGCGACCCGGAGCUCAGCCGGCUGCUCGCCGGCGUCACCAUCGCCCACGGCGGCGUGGUGCCCUACAUCAACUCUGCGCUGCUCCCCAAGAAGAAGGCCGCCGGCGCCGCAGAGAAGUCCCCCAAGAAGACGGCCGCCGCUACCAAGUCCCCCAAGAAGAAGGCCGCAGCCACAAAUUAAGGAGUAGCUGUCUGCAAUUGAUCUUGCGAAUGCUCGCCACCUGCUUUUGCUUCUGAACAUUUGUCAUCUGUAUGAACUUCUCUCUUCCAUCAUCUGAA
Molecule: messenger RNA, 608 nt
Organism: Triticum aestivum (bread wheat)
Lineage: Eukaryota; Viridiplantae; Streptophyta; Magnoliopsida; Poales; Poaceae
Product: protein H2A.5-like
Exons: 3
Coding region: 1-510 (169 amino acids)
Cellular component (GO): nucleosome
Molecular function (GO): structural constituent of chromatin; DNA binding; protein heterodimerization activity
Source: RefSeq, a predicted model, not a curated record